CUUUGUUAGGCUGUUCUUGUUGGUGAUCACUGCCAGCUCGGUCCCGUCAUCAUGUGCAAGAAAGCAGCAAGGGCUGGUCUAGCUCAGUCACUGUUCGAGCGGCUUGUGUUACUUGGUGUCAAGCCAAUUAGAUUACAGGUUCAAUAUCGGAUGCAUCCUGCUCUUUCGGAGUUUCCAUCUAACAGCUUUUAUGAAGGCACUCUUCAAAAUGGAGUGACGAUUAACGAAAGACAAUCACCUGGCAUUGAUUUUCCUUGGCCAGUGCCAAAUCGUCCAAUGUUCUUCUACGUCCAGAUGGGACAAGAGGAGAUCAGCGCAAGUGGAACAUCCUAUUUGAAUAGGACUGAGGCUGCAAACGUUGAGAAAAUUGUUACGACCUUUCUGAAGAGUGGUGUAGUUUCUAAUCAGAUUGGGGUUAUAACACCAUAUGAAGGUCAGCGAGCAUAUAUUGUGAACUAUAUGUCAAGAAAUGGUGCUCUAAGGCAGCAGCUAUACAAAGAAAUUGAGGUAGCAAGCGUAGACUCAUUCCAAGGAAGGGAAAAGGACUAUAUAAUUUUGUCUUGUGUGAGGAGCAAUGAGCAUCAGGGCAUUGGAUUCCUCAAUGAUCCACGUCGGCUGAAUGUUGCCCUCACCCGUGCUCGUUAUGGUAUUGUUAUCUUGGGAAAUCCCAAAGUUCUGAGUAAGCAGCCUCUGUGGAAUGGCUUAUUGACGCACUACAAGGUAUUUGCCCUGCUUUAUAAUGUUCUUUUUUCCCUGUUCUAUCAUGAUUGGGCAUGUCUAAAAUAUGAUUCUGCGAACAUGAUUGAAAAAGGCAUGACUGAGGUGCACCUUCAAUGCCUGAAGGGCCAUUAAAUGCUAUUUUAUUGA
Messenger RNA from Olea europaea var. sylvestris, 867 nucleotides. RefSeq names its product regulator of nonsense transcripts 1 homolog. Lineage: Eukaryota; Viridiplantae; Streptophyta; Magnoliopsida; Lamiales; Oleaceae. Gene Ontology annotation, molecular function: RNA helicase activity. The record is from RefSeq and is a predicted model, not a curated record. Bases 52 to 852 code for a protein of 266 amino acids. The transcript has 6 exons. Gene Ontology annotation, cellular component: cytoplasm. Gene Ontology annotation, biological process: nuclear-transcribed mRNA catabolic process, nonsense-mediated decay.